Molecule: messenger RNA, 420 nt
Organism: Trichoderma aggressivum f. europaeum
Lineage: Eukaryota; Fungi; Ascomycota; Sordariomycetes; Hypocreales; Hypocreaceae
Exons: 2
Coding region: 1-420 (139 amino acids)
Source: RefSeq, a predicted model, not a curated record
AUGAGGACGCUGCCCCCCCCCCUCGGUGACGAUGCCAUCUACGUUCUCCUAGUUGCCGUUGAUGUCGGUGUUAUUCACAGCCGAAGUGGCCGUGAUGUGGUUAUCCACUUGGGAGCCCGGCAAAUCGUUGGCGAUCUGGGCUUGACUACAUGUACUAACUCACUCAAGGGCGAGGCCACCGUGAUAUCGACGAGCGACUCCAACCCGCUGGUAAUGACCCCUUUCGACAAGAUCCCGAUCGCCACCCCCGGCAAGAAUAACGUAGUCACCGCUUUUAUCAACAGGUUGCUCAACACCAAGGGCGCCUGCACCGUGUCCAAGGAGCUUGUCGGGCCUGGUUUCUUCUCUUGUGGGCAGCAUCGAUUACCAGAUAUCCAAGGACGUGGGCCACGCCAGGGUCCCGGUCGGAAUAACGGUUAA